AUGGCAUCCUGGUUAUAUGAAUGUCUUUGUGAAGCUGAACUUGCACAGUAUUAUCCUCAUUUUACUGCUCUCGGCCUUCAGAAAAUAGAUGAAUUAGCCAAGGUUACAAUGAAGGACUACUCCAAAUUGGGAGUCCGUGACAUGAAUGACCGCAAGCGUCUCUUCCAACUUAUCAAAAUUAUUAAGAUUAUGCAGGAAGAAGAUAAAGCAGUCAGUAGCCCAGAGUAUCCUCUUCAGACAAGUGGUCUGUAUAUCAAGCCUCCAAAAUCCAGCUUGGGCCCUCGCAGGCAACUGCAUUUUGAUUCUCCUGUUGACAACAAAGACAAAGCUGCCAGCAACUGUGGGUUUGAAAUGUGCAAUUUAUCAGAUUUUUCUGCAAAUGAACAGAAGUCCAGUUGCCUAAAAUCGCUGGAGCACAUGCUACCAGAUGAUUCCCAGUACCAUACAAAGACAAGAAUUCUGAACGCCACAGCUGCUGAUUCCUAUGUGCAAAUGGAAAUGAACGCUUCACUCUUUUCAUCAAAUCAUUUUUCUCCAUUACUGGGGGAUGGUGAUAUUCCCAUUAUACAAAAAGUCUCUAAUGUUUCAGGGUAUAACUAUGGAAUCCCUCAUUCUUGUAUCAGACAGAAUAUCUCAGAGAAAGAGAAUCCUUGGACUGAAAUGGAGAAAAUCAGAGUUUGUGUUCGAAAACGACCUCUGGGUAUGAGGGAGUUACGUCGUGGAGAAAUUAACAUUAUUACUGUGGAAGGCAAAGAAACUCUACUUGUGCAUGAGAAAAAAGAAGCAGUUGACCUCACACAGUAUAUUCUGCAGCAUGUUUUUUAUUUUGAUGAAGUCUUUGGUGAAGCGUGCACCAAUCGGGAUAUAUAUAUGAAGACCACUCAUCCACUCAUUCAACAUAUUUUCAAUGGAGGCAAUGCCACUUGCUUUGCAUAUGGACAGACAGGUGCUGGGAAGACCUACACCAUGAUAGGAACCCAUCAGAACCCAGGAUUGUACGCUUUGGCAGCCAAAGAUAUCUUCAGACACCUAGAAGUGUCCCAGCCAAGAAGACACUUCUUUGUGUGGAUCAGCUUCUAUGAAAUCUACUGUGGACAGCUUUAUGACCUCCUAAAUCGAAGAAAAAGGCUCUUCGCAAGAGAAGAUAGCAAGCACGUGGUACAGAUAGUAGGACUUCGAGAGCUUCAGGUGGACAGUGUGGAUCUCCUUUUAGAGGUGAUCUUAAAGGGCAGCAAGGAACGCAGCACUGGGGCCACUGGAGUUAAUGCAGAUUCCUCCCGCUCCCAUGCUAUCAUCCAAAUUCAGAUCAAAGAUUCAGCCAAGAGGACGUUUGGCAGGAUCUCUUUUAUUGACUUGGCUGGCAGUGAAAGAGCAGCAGAUGCCAGAGACUCAGAUAGACAGACAAAGAUGGAAGGCGCAGAAAUAAACCAGAGUCUUCUGGCUUUGAAGGAAUGUAUCCGAGCAUUGGAUCAAGAACAUACCCACACUCCUUUCAGGCAAAGCAAGCUAACUCAGGUCCUGAAGGACUCUUUCAUUGGUGAUGCCAAAACCUGCAUGAUUGCCAACAUCUCACCAAGCCACAUGGCCACUGAGCACACUCUGAAUACUUUACGCUAUGCUGACCGGGUGAAAGAACUAAAGAAAGGUCUGAAAUGCUGUGCCGCAGCCACCAGUCGAAAUCGGACAUCUGGAAACUCCUCUCCAAAACGCAUUCAGAGCUCCCCUGUGGCUCUGCCAGGGGACAAGUGCUCUCCCAAGAAAGUCAAGCUCGGACUCCAGCCAUCACUCUCAGCAGCAUCUGGUUCCUCGCGCGGGAAGGCUCAGCCUCUGGCUGCCCACCCACCCAACAUCCCAUUUGCUUCUGCUUUACCUAAAGCCCCUGGUAAAAAGGGUGGCUCCAGAGGAAGUCCUCCCCAAGAGUGGGUCAUUCAGACUAGCCCUGUCAAAGGAUCCACGGCGCCUGGGCAUUUGGUCAAAAAAAAGGCGGAAGAUUCAGCACCAUCAUGCUCUGAGAAAAAUCAAAUCAGCAACAAAACUGUCCUAGGGUGGGGAGGCAGGACCCCUAGCCCAGGAGAAGGCCUGGUGCGUGGGAAGCAGCCUGCCAAGUGCAAGAAAGUGCAAACCGUGCAGCCGGUGCAGAAGCAGCUUGUGUCCCGGGGGGAGCUCUCCUUUGGGGACAUCCACCACUUAGCAGAGUCCAGUCAGGACAGCAAGGGAGGCCCACUGGCCAGGCCUGCCUCUGAAGCUUGGACAAAUAUCCCUCCACACCAGAAGGAGAGGGAGGAACAUUUGCGCUUUUAUCACCAGCAAUUUCAGCAGCCACCUCUCCUCCAACAGAAAUUAAAGUACCAACCACUAGAAAGACUUUUAUGCCAGCACAGGCCCCAGGGAGGUCAGCUCGUGAAUGAGACCUCCCCUCCAUCCCGCUCUUAUUCUGAGAGCCAUGACGGGGCCCAAGCUGAAGACCUUGAUGACAGUGAUUUCAGUGAAGAUUCAUUUUCACAUGUCUCCAGUCAGAGGACCACAAAGCAAAGAAACACCUUAGAGAACAGCGAGGACUCAUUCUUUCUUCAUCAGAGGGAGCAGAAUCCUGUGGAGCAGGUAGCCGGGAGGCCGCAGAGUCUGUGUUUUCACCCCAAGACAGAUGGGGACGAGAAGGACUUACCUAGGAGCUGGACGUGCUCCAGUGACCCCACAAGACCCCGAACAGCAGUGCCCGGUCCUGGCUGCAGCUCCGGUCAGGUGCUCUUGGACUGGAGCAGAGAGGACUCCAGUUCCUCAGUGAUUUCCCCCAGGGGCAGCCUGGCUGAGAAGCCUUACUGCUCACAGGUAGAUUUUGUGUGGACCCCAAAACUCAGGGGAGAUGCAGCAUUGGAUCUCAGAAAUAAGAUUCCAGGGCAGGCUGAGGGCAGCUCACCAUCACCAGAAGAGGACAGUUUCAUUGUGUCACUGUCCCACAUCGCUGUACCUGGGUCCCCAGACCAAGGAGACAUCGUCAGCACACCUCUGAGAGCACUCAGCGAAGACAGCCUGGCUCUAGUGACCAGAACCGUGAAAAAUAAUGACCCUUUCCAAGAAGACUCUGGGGGAGAAUCGGGUACAUGCUCUGAAUAUGCUUCUGGGCUGAUGGCUCCCCUCUCUGUAUCCCUCCUGGAGAACCCAGACGAUGUGGGCUCGCCUCCCUUGGGGCAAGUGGCAGAUGGCACAGGAGGGUUAGUUGUGGGCCCCACAGCGUCACCCAGUGAUCAGGAGGCAGUUCUACCAGUGGCUUCGGCAGCUGGGUACCUGUGGCUCUCGUCAUCUCCCCCUGACAACAAGCCUGGUGCUCAUCUUCCAGCUCUGUCCCCAUCCCCCAUCCAUCAGCACCCACCUGACAAGCUGCCCAUCAAGGAUGCUGAACUGGCAGAGGCCUGCCAGGGCAGAGAGACUGCACUCUUCUCUCAGGACCACACCAGUAGUGAGCAGUAUGAUGCUGACGGCGAGGAGACAGAACUGGGUGGGGCCUGGAGUUUCUCAGGAAAGCCCUUCCCCACCAUACACACUGGGAGGUCUCACUCUGGGCCUCCACUCACCCCACGGACAGGAAGUAGUGAUGUGGCAGACCAGCCCUGGGUCCAGGAGAGAAAGCCUCUUGCAGGGCAGAGUUGGCAGGAGCUGACUUUAUCUACACACCCCAUCAAGUUCUACACGGAUAAGCACAAGCUGAGUCCGAGGUGCUUAGCAAGGCCAGGUUCUGCCCUGGCCCCCAGCUGCUCUACCAAGAUUGCAGGGACUCCCCACGAGCCCACCCUGGGGCAAGCACAGCAGGUGGUGAUCCAAGCACACCAAGAACAGCUGGAUGAAAUGGCUGAGCUGGGCUUUAAGGAGGAGACCUUGAUGAGUCAGAUGGCUUCCAAUGAUUUUGAAGAUUUUGUGACUCAGUUGGAUGAAAUCAUGGCUCUGAAAUCCAAGUGCAUCCAGAGCCUGAGGAGUCAGCUACAGCUGUACCUGGCUUGCCACAGGCCACCUGCAGCCCCUGAGAGGGCAGUGGGCUCAUUUGGGUCUAAUAACCAAGUUGAUGUUUCUGAAUUUGGUGAUCAGAGAAGGGAGUUCUCAGUGCUGGAGGCCAGAGGUCACAAACUGGGGAAAGCAACUGUCAACAGAAUUGUUUUUCUUUGA
Molecule: messenger RNA, 4158 nt
Organism: Chrysochloris asiatica (Cape golden mole)
Lineage: Eukaryota; Metazoa; Chordata; Mammalia; Afrosoricida; Chrysochloridae
Gene: KIF24
Product: kinesin family member 24
Exons: 13
Coding region: 1-4158 (1385 amino acids)
Biological process (GO): microtubule-based movement
Molecular function (GO): microtubule binding; ATP binding; microtubule motor activity
Source: RefSeq, a predicted model, not a curated record